AUGGCGCCCGUAACGUCGGUACCCCAAGGCCACUCCUUCCCGAACGGCCGGGUCAUUCGUCCUGAGGAAAUGCGAGCGGUCACAGUCAACAGGGACACCAAAGUCAUCAUGAAGGACCAGAAGGGCAACCGUAUCGAGGGUGACGUCGACAAGGGCCGGAUCGGUUACUUAAUGUGCGACGCCCCGGACAUGGAGGGCUACGUCCUCUGCCAGCUGAUGAACAACGAUGGCGAACUUCAGAAAGUUGCCAUUCGCAAGGCAGACGUCGAUGUUGGACAGCUCCACGGACUAAGAGCCGAGGAGGCUCAUGGCCAGAGUCAUGGCUGGAAUUGUUACCACAUCACCUGCGAAGGACUCGAGAUGUCAGUGUUCCGCACUCGUUCGCGCGUAUCACAAGCUGGAGGUCGUCGCAUCUUCAAGGUCAAGGUGCCAGUCACUGGAGACACGAGCUGGAAUCUCUGCUACUCUCUCGACCAGUUGAACCCAGCGCCCCCGAUCGACACGCCUCUGGUCAUGUCUAUUCAAUCCAUGGACGACGGCAAGCCGCAUGCCACCCCUUGGUACCGAGGUCCUCACCAUGGCGCUUGGGACAACUCUGACGAGCUUCACUCCUUUGCUGUCACCGCCGCAUGGCACGAUGAGACGACCAGCAAGUGGGUUUCGGUGAAUGUCCAGAACAGCGAGACGUUCUCCCGGCGCAAUAUCCAGCUGCCAACCGAUCAUUACCACAGAAAUGUGGGAGGAGACAUCAGCUACAACGAUUCAUGGAUCAUGGCAACGAGAAUGCUCCAGUUCAUUCACAACCGUCGCUACCAGAGCCCUCCUCCUUUCCUCGCGCGCUCGCUCAACGUCGAUGUCAAGAAUGUCGUCUGGAACCACAUGGAGCAGGCCGUCCGCCUCAUUCCCCGAACCAAGUACAACAAUGCCGAGUCCCCAAAGAGAGUCACGUUCUUGAAAAAUUGGAACGCCAUCCAGCAGACUUGGCCGAACCUCAUGAUAGGACCCAAGCCCGAGGGUUUCGAGUGGAAGUGCGCCGUCUGCAGUGCCCUUGCGACAUCGAGACUGCCUACUGGCAACAAGCGAAUUCAGUGCCAGCCGAUUACAGCAGGCGAGAUAGAGCCCAACGAGAUCGUCGGCUUGGGAGCUACUGCAGAGCAAAUCGCUUCAUGGACUUGCCAAAUUUGCUGGACCGCUUAUCGCCGACCUUGCGUUUGGAUCAACAAGGACAUCUUCACUCAGACCAGGAAGCCUACGGAAGGAUCCUCUUACGUUUACACGUUGCCCAACUACCCGGGUCUUGUGCCAGUGUUCCCGAGCCAACUUCAGGCAGCGGAGCACCCCCCUACUCUCCCGGAGUACAAUGUCUACCAUCUGAAGGGCGAGCUUGACACGAACGAGGAUGAUGCUGAGGACGAUGUUGUGGAUGAGUUUGCCGUCGUGGGUUGA
Messenger RNA from Colletotrichum gloeosporioides, 1446 nucleotides. RefSeq lists its product as uncharacterized. Bases 1 to 1446 code for a protein of 481 amino acids. The transcript is spliced from 2 exons. The record is from RefSeq and is a predicted model, not a curated record. Lineage: Eukaryota; Fungi; Ascomycota; Sordariomycetes; Glomerellales; Glomerellaceae.